This is a messenger RNA of Diaporthe amygdali, 252 nucleotides long. RefSeq lists its product as uncharacterized. The transcript has a single exon. The record is from RefSeq and is a predicted model, not a curated record. The coding region runs from base 1 to 252 and encodes 83 amino acids. Lineage: Eukaryota; Fungi; Ascomycota; Sordariomycetes; Diaporthales; Diaporthaceae.
AUGCCAAGAUACAGACAUGAAUACGUAGAAUUCGCAUCACGAUGUUACGACCGUUUCACUUGGAUGACUAAAGGUCUGAGGUCGAUGACUGGUUACACGGGCAACUUUGGGGAUGCCCGAUUGUGCUUUGCCAUGGCCACUGUCUUCCGGCUUCUCAAUGCCACCGAGAAGGCUACGGUGGCAUGCCAGCCUUCUUGGUGGCAUACCAUGCUAUUCGACGAGCCAUGGCUGAUAGCUUCGUUCAGCGUCUGA